GAGGAGGAGGAGGAGGAGGAAGAAGGGGAGGUUUCUGCCUCCUCCAUCUCCAUAAAAUGGAGGCCCUCCCUCCCUGUCUCUUUCCCCGUUUCCCUCUCUUUUUCCUCAGCGAAUGAAAAGGAGCUGAAGGAGGCGCUGAGGGAGCUGACCAUGGAGCCCUCGCCGCCCGUCGUCUUCGUCCGACGGCACCCGGUCGGAGGCUACGAGAAGACGGCCCAGGCACACCGUGAGGGAACACUUCACAAGAUGCUUGAAGUGACUGGCCAAGCAGAGGGACCAUCUUAUGAUCUGAUAGUCAUUGGAGGGGGUUCUGGUGGGCUUGCAGCUUCCAAGGAAGCUGCCAAACUUGGCAAGAAGGUCAUGGUUCUGGAUUUUGUGGUCCCGACUCCCUUGGGGACAAAAUGGGGGCUUGGAGGAACUUGUGUGAAUGUAGGCUGCAUACCUAAAAAGCUAAUGCACCAGACAGCUUUGCUUGGACAAGCCAUAAGAGAUGCACCCAAGUUUGGUUGGAACUUGAAUGAGAAAGCCAUAAAGCACAGCUGGGAUACCAUGACGGAAGCGGUUCAGAAUUAUAUCGGCUCUCUGAAUUGGGGAUAUAGGGUAUCUCUCCGGGAGAAUAGUGUCACAUAUGAAAAUGCUUACGCAGAGUUUGUGGGGCCGCACAAAAUUAAGGCAACAAAUAAUAAAGGAGUAGUGAAAUUUUACAUAGCAGAAAGGUUUCUGAUUGCCACUGGAGAAAGGCCUCGUUACCUGGGCAUCCCUGGAGACAAAGAAUACUGCAUCACCAGUGAUGAUCUCUUCUCCCUUCCCUACUGCCCAGGGAAGACACUGGUGGUUGGAGCUUCCUAUGUGGCUCUUGAGUGUGCAGGAUUUCUUGCAGGUCUUGGCUUAGAUGUGACAGUCAUGGUGCGCUCCAUCCUCCUGAGGGGCUUUGAUCAGGAUAUGGCAAACAAAGUAGGGGAGUACAUGGAAGAACAUGGCAUCAAGUUCAUUAGAAAAUACGUGCCCAGCAAGAUUGAACAGAUCAAGCAAGGAACUCCUGGAUUACUAAGAGUCACAGCUCAUUCGACAGAAGACUCUGGGGUAUUUAAAGGGGAAUAUAACACGGUGUUGUUAGCUAUAGGAAGGGAUGCUUGCACGAGAAAAAUUGGCUUGGAGAAAGUUGGAGUGAAGAUCAAUGAAAAAACAGGAAAAAUCCCUGUCAAUGAUGAGGAACAAACUAAUGUGCCAUAUAUUUAUGCCAUUGGCGAUGUGUUGGAAGACAAACUAGAGCUCACACCAGUGGCAAUUCAAGCGGGUAGGCUGUUAGUACAGAGACUUUAUGGGGGAGGAAAGACAAAGUGUGAUUAUGUGAAUGUUCCCACCACAGUAUUCACACCUAUGGAAUAUGGUGCUUGUGGUUAUUCUGAAGAAAAAGCAAUAGAGAAAUUUGGAGAGAAAAAUAUUGAGGUUUACCACAGUUACUUCUGGCCAUUAGAAUGGACUGUCCCAUCCCGGGACAACAACAAAUGCUAUGCAAAGAUCAUCUGCUCUAUUCCAGAGAAGGAGCGUGUUAUUGGCUUCCACGUGCUUGCUCCAAAUGCUGGAGAAAUCACUCAAGGUUUUGCAGCAGCCAUAAAAUGCGGAAUGACAAAAAAAGUAUUAGACAGUACAAUAGGAAUCCAUCCAGUUUGUGCAGAGAUAUUCACCACGUUGUCUGUGACAAAGCGGUCAAGGGCAAAUAUCCUUCAGAGUGGAUGCUGAGGUUAAGCCCACCCGCUGUUGUUUGCCUUUUGCCAGAGACUAGCUUUCAUCACCACUGCUGGCUGGCUCCCAAAAGUCAGAGGAGAAACAGCUUAGGAAACAAGAAACAGCAAUAUCAUCUGUGGAUUUCCAUUCUGUUCAAUAUAAGUCCUCCCCAUCAGUAAAGUAAACAGAUUGUUGGGAACUGGAAAGCUAACAGGUGACAAUGGAAUGGCAACUGGCACGACAGUGGGACAAGCCCAUAUCAAGAUGAUGCUUGGCAAGGCAUUCUUCAAGAUGCUUCCAUGAAGUCACAGUCUAAAACCAGUACUUUCUGGUAGGCAGUGAUGGAAGGAUUGCUGGCACAGCUUGAGACUUCACUCUUUCUCCUCUCAGAAUGAAGAUGUUCUUCACACUUCAUUAUGUCUUCACUUUUUCAGUUUGUUGUUAUGGAACACCGACAAGACAUCCUUGAUGGGAAAAGCUACAUAUCAUCUUCAACCUUGUACCAAAUCAAACAACUAAGCUUGUGAAGGAGUGCUUGUGUUCUUUUAAGAUAGUUCUAAGAAACAACACUCUUUCAUAUAAUUUCCUUAUUUUACACAGAACAAUUUAACAGUGUGGCUUCCCAGACUACACAAAAAUCAAAGAACAAAUAUCCCAUGCUCACUUUUAAAACUGUGUCAUACAGCUGUGAUGUUAACUACAUUGAGUCAUUCCCCUAGUGAAAUGUCUUCCCCACCUUUGAUAUAUGUAACCCUGUGUGAAUUAUUUAUAUAACAGAUGCUAAAAUAUAUAUUGUUACAUAUAUAUUUUGAAAUAUUAUAUAAACAUUUAUCUGAAUACGGUCCAUCUUUGUAUAUAUUGUCUGUUGAAUAAAAACAGGUAAAACGUU
Sceloporus undulatus (fence lizard) is the source of this 2617-nucleotide messenger RNA. It is a transcript of the gene TXNRD1, whose product is annotated as thioredoxin reductase 1. Gene Ontology annotation, cellular component: mitochondrion; cytosol. Bases 151 to 1743 code for a protein of 530 amino acids. NCBI's taxonomy places the organism in Eukaryota, Metazoa, Chordata, Lepidosauria, Squamata, Phrynosomatidae. Gene Ontology annotation, biological process: cellular response to oxidative stress; cell redox homeostasis; glutathione metabolic process. Gene Ontology annotation, molecular function: thioredoxin-disulfide reductase (NADPH) activity; flavin adenine dinucleotide binding; glutathione-disulfide reductase (NADPH) activity. The record is from RefSeq and is a predicted model, not a curated record. The transcript is spliced from 14 exons.